Molecule: messenger RNA, 2950 nt
Organism: Paramisgurnus dabryanus
Lineage: Eukaryota; Metazoa; Chordata; Actinopteri; Cypriniformes; Cobitidae
Gene: rbm5
Product: RNA binding motif protein 5
Biological process (GO): mRNA splicing, via spliceosome
Cellular component (GO): nucleus
Molecular function (GO): RNA binding
Source: RefSeq, a predicted model, not a curated record
GCAUUCUGGGAAGGAGAAGCCGUAGACCAUUUUAGCUGCCGAUGACAUCGAAUGAGUCGACGGAUAAAGUCAGAUUUUUGCACAGAAGGGAUCGAUUUUCUGUCGUAACAUUUCUCAGACUUUGAGAAACUUUUGUUUCAACGUUUAGUUGAAAUAUAUCUGGGGGAUUGAGAAAAUAGAAUGGGUGCAGAUAAACGGGUCAGCCGUACAGAGCGUAGCGGCAGGUAUGGCUCGGAGCAAUCCCGUGACGAUGACCGCAGAGACCGCCGUGAUCGAGACGAUCGAGGAUACGAUUCGCAUCGCUGGAGUGACGAUCGCCGUAGCGAUCGUUAUGAUGGUGAAAGAAGUGAUAGAAGUGAUCGAUAUUGGAGCAGGGACAGUCCAGAGCGAGGGAGGAAACGUCGCAGCAGCGAUGGAUCUGAUGAUGGACAUCACUCCGAUGGUGAUUACUCUGAGCAUGAUUACAGAGGAGACCCAGCUGAUGAGAAGGAGAGCAAAACCAUCAUGCUCCGAGGUCUGCCCAUGAAUACAGCAGAGGCAGAUAUUCGAACGGCAAUCGAGCAGCUGGACGGACCAAAGCCGAUGGAUGUGCGCCUGAUGAAAAAGAGGACAGGUAUAAGCCGAGGUUUCGCCUUCGUGGAGUUUUAUCACUUGCAAGAUGCUACCCGAUGGAUGGAGACCAAUCAGAAACUGCUGGUCAUUCAAGGCAAGACCGUUGCAAUGCACUACAGCAACAACCGUCACAAGUUUGAGGACUGGCUCUGCAAUUCGUGUGGCCUAUACAAUUUUCGGAGGAGACUGAAGUGCUUCAGGUGUGGCGCCGCUAAAGCGGAUUCAGAGUCCAGUAACGCCACAGGUACUACAGACGCCCAACCCAGUGGUGAUUACUAUGGCGACACCAUUAUCUUGAGAAACAUCGCACCUCAUUCGACUGUUGAAGCCAUCCUGACCGCACUUGCACCUUACGCCAACCUCUCACCUGGCAAUAUCCGCCUUAUUAAAGACAAACAGACCGGACAGAACAGAGGUUUUGCCUUCGUCCAGCUGGCUUCACCUUUGGAAGCGUCUCAGCUUUUAACCAUCCUGCAGGGCUUGCAGCCUCCUCUUAAGCUGGAUGGCAAGACCAUCGGGGUAGACUACGCCAAAAGCGCCCGCAAGGACUUGUUAUUGCCAGAUGGGAACCGCGUCAGUGCCUUUUCGGUUGCCAGCACGGCUAUUGCAGCUGCUCAGUGGUCCUCUAGUCAGCCCCAGCAAAGUGUUGACCCUGCAUCAGAAUACAGCUACCUGCAAGAGGGAUACGUACCUUUUUCACAGGAGUAUCAGGCAUACUACCAGCAGCAAGCUGGAGUUGUGGAUCCUUCCCAUGGUAACGGCAUACUUGGAGCUGCUCCUGGAGUGAAAGUUCUUCCAACCGCUGCUGGAGUCGUGAUCUCUCAGGGCGCUCAGGUUUAUCAACCUCAUAUCAUCAGCCAACCAGCUACUCAGGCAUUGCAGGCUGUGCACAUUGAAGGCAAAGCUCAACCAAUCACAGCUGCUGCCACCAUCUCCGCCCCUGCGGCCUCGUUAGUCGCUGCAACGGCCGCCACAGCUACCUCUCAGGAAAAUCAAGCCAUCCCAGACACAUCAUCUUACCAGUACGAUGAAUCUUCUGGAUAUUACUAUGACCCCAGUACCGGGCUUUAUUAUGACCCAAACACGCAUUAUUACUACAACUCUCAGACGCAGCAGUAUCUGUACUGGGACAGUGAGAAACAGACGUAUGUGGCUGCCGGGGACAACCAAUCGCAAAGCGCAGCUGGAUCCUCCACUACUCCAUCGAAAGAAGGCAAAGAAAAAAAAGACAAACCCAAGAGCAAAACCGCCCAGCAGAUUGCAAAGGACAUGGAGCGUUGGGCCAAGAGUCUGAACAAACAGAAGGAAAACUUCAAGAGCAGCUUUCAGCCCAUCAGUCAAGAAGAAAGGAGAGAGGCGGCCGCAGCAGAUGCCGGUUUUACUCUCUUUGAGAAAAAGACGGGUGCGCUGGAAAGGUUUAUGACAGAAGCAACUAAAGCCAUGGAAGAUGACAACUCCUUUUCAAAGGUGGGGUUGGUGGCAGCGUACAGCGGUGACAGUGAGCCGGAGGAAGUUGCAGACGGGGACGAUAUGGAGGAUAAAUUAACCGACUGGAAGAAGAUGGCGUGUCUGUUGUGCAGGAGACAGUUCCCCAAUAAAGAAGCUCUUCUACGCCACCAACAGCUCUCAGACCUGCACAAGCAAAACCUGGAGGUCAUGAGAAGAUCCAAACUGAGUGAAGCUGAGCUGGAGGAGUUGGAGAGGAAGGAAACCGAAAUGAAGUACAGAGACCGAGCAGCCGAGAGGAGAGAGAAGUACGGCAUUCCUGAACCGCCUGCUCCCAAGAAGAGGAAAUUCACCCAACCUGCACCAGUAGUAAAUUAUGAACAGCCCACUAAAGAUGGACUGAACAGUGACAAUAUAGGAAAUAAAAUGCUUCAGGCUAUGGGCUGGAAGGAAGGCAAAGGUCUGGGAAGGAACCAGCAAGGCAUUACAACACCCAUCGAGGCCCAGUUAAGAACGAAAGGAGCUGGUUUGGGCACUAAAGGGAGCAGCUACAAUCUCACUGCUUCAGACACCUACAAAGAUGCUGUACGAAAAGCUAUGUUUGCACGCUUUACAGAGAUUGAAUGAAGAGAUCUGCAUGUUUGUAUGAAAAAAAGACGAGUCUGGAUUCUCCGGUCCUCCACCCUGGAGGAGUGUCAGCUAUUUAUUUUUGGAAGUGUCUGUUGAUGAAAAUAUGUGAUUAGAAGAAUGUGUACAUAUGUACAAAGCCCUCAAGCAAUGUGAAGAACCUUUUUGAUUUCGAUUAUUUGCUUUUUUCAAAUUUGCUCUCUGUAAAGUUGAUAUAAAAUGAUCUCAUUUUUGUACAUAAGAUAAUAAAUGAGAUAAUAAUCUU